AUGCGUUUUUCCAUCCUCACCGUACUGGCCGCUCUAGGCUCAGUGACACUCGCCCAAAUGAAGGCAACCGUGGUGGUCGAGAACAUCCAAGUUCUCACCGUCAAGUCCCAGAAAUUGAUCCAGCCAGCCAAGGAACUCACCCUAGCCAAUGCCCCCUUGCUUAUUCUCGGCCAGGGUCCAUGGCCGUCAUACUCGGCCUCGGCGAUAUUGUUGCCACGGCCACUCUCGAUGUCAGUGCCAUGUCUGCCGGCCCCAAGGGCUAACUACACCGGUGUCGAGGCCACGGCCAUCGCCGAUGCGUUCCGCCUGUUUGUCAAGACACAUCAGACGCUGCUAGAUGCUUUGAUCGGCGUGGGCGGCUUCAUCACAAAGAUCCCGUUUGCUGGACCACCCGUGGCCGCCGUGUUGAGAUCGGUGGAGAAGGUGGUUGAUACGCUUGCCUUGGGCAUCAUUGGCACACUCGAGGCCAGCGUUGCCGCUGCGUUGAGCACUGACUAUGCCGGCUUGAAAGCGACUAUCGGCACUGCUAUUACGACGUUCUCGUAA
This is a messenger RNA of Chaetomium globosum CBS 148.51, 546 nucleotides long. RefSeq lists its product as uncharacterized. The record is from RefSeq and is a predicted model, not a curated record. The coding region runs from base 1 to 546 and encodes 181 amino acids. NCBI's taxonomy places the organism in Eukaryota, Fungi, Ascomycota, Sordariomycetes, Sordariales, Chaetomiaceae. The transcript has 3 exons.